UGUCUGAAAAGUGCAAGUAAAACGAGCAGAUCCGCUGACAUCACGUCUUCGAUGGCAAGAAAGAGAGAAAAAGGAACGCUAGUCGGAUUAAUGUUAUACGAUCACUGUUCAAUAUUUUCUUUUAAUUCGAAUAAAAUGUCGGAUAUAUCCACACACGUUCAGUGCUUCUCCAUACGAUAACAAGCCAUUCUAUAUACUUAUUUGCGCUUUAUAACCUAUAACACAUAUUUUUCCGUUUAAUCAUUUUAAUCGUCAUCAAAAGAAUACGAAAUGACAUCCUCACAUACAACUGAAUUGACUGAGCAAUUAGUUCGAGAUUAUACGAGUUAUGCAAAAGUAAACUGGGACGACCAGAUGAAAGAUUUCCGUGAUAUCAUUGAGGAUACAUUAAUACGCUUGGAGGAGUUCCAGUCUAUCGUCGCAAUGGUGAAAAGUGAAAGCACAGAAUGCAUGCAACAACAUCUUCCAAAGUUGCAGUACAUGAAGGAUGGCAUGGCAAAUCUUCGUAAAAGGAUAGAUGCCCUGGAACAUGUUGUUGCAAUGGUUAAUAUGAACUUAAAUGCAUUAGAAGCUGCUGUAGAUAAGACAGAAGCUGAGUUAGGUGUGUCAGACAGAUUAUUUGGCAUGCUGAAUCCUUUAUCAUUUUUUAAGAAAACUCAAGAGCCUGUUGCUACCGGAACAGUGCCAAUAUACAAAUCGCCACCAAUCUACAAGUCUGAUGAUUAUUUUCAAAGGGACUGAAGUAUAAGUUGGUGAAAAAGACUAUAUAAUGUACCUGUUGUUAGACUUGGAAAAUUAUCUAUAAGCCCAGACAAAUCAGUUAUAUCUAGUUAUAUCUGCUGCGAAGAAGGAAAGAGAACCGAACAUUGAUGGAUUUGUAUCGCGUUGCGCAUUCACCAUACUACAAUGAUCAGUAGUUAUUCAGUUGGCAAGGUUUAUUUUUACCCGCUUCUCUUUCAUAGGCAACUCAAUCGCCAGUUAUACGAUGAGGUCAUUUUGUUAGAUUUUUGAGACUUGUGAAAGUAUCGUGAAAUGAUCGUUCAUAUAUACCACCGCGAUUCCUAAGUCGUAAAUUCCUCUCGUAUUUCCUGUAUUACGUAAAGGAUAAAAUAUCACAGAUAACAAUUAA
This is a messenger RNA of Dinoponera quadriceps, 1129 nucleotides long. RefSeq names its product biogenesis of lysosome-related organelles complex 1 subunit 4 (gene Blos4). The transcript is spliced from 4 exons. Lineage: Eukaryota; Metazoa; Arthropoda; Insecta; Hymenoptera; Formicidae. The record is from RefSeq and is a predicted model, not a curated record. Gene Ontology annotation, cellular component: BLOC-1 complex. Bases 271 to 741 code for a protein of 156 amino acids.